Messenger RNA from Brassica oleracea var. oleracea, 1986 nucleotides. RefSeq lists its product as uncharacterized. The coding region runs from base 869 to 1555 and encodes 228 amino acids. NCBI's taxonomy places the organism in Eukaryota, Viridiplantae, Streptophyta, Magnoliopsida, Brassicales, Brassicaceae. The transcript has 2 exons. The record is from RefSeq and is a predicted model, not a curated record.
AAUGCAUUAUGCAUUAGAGCAUCUCCAAUCUAAAACUUCAUUUUUUUUUUCUUCAAAAUAGAGUAAAAUAGAGAUGUUUUACUCGAACUAAGAUUCGAUGAGCUUUUCCGAUGAGGAUCGGGGAAAUCAAGUGGCUAUUACGAGGCGGGGAUGGAAGGAUCCAGUCAAGGACAGAGGAUUUGGAAAGUUACAAAGAGAAUUGAAGGGCGGGGAAGAUUGGGCAUUCUCGGAUCUUGAUUCGGAUCUGGAAAACAAGGGAUGCUUUUGUUUACGGAAACUUGUGGUACUAAAGGGUUGUGAGGAUCUAUUUGUUUAUGGGAAGAAUAAGGUCUUAGGGAUGCAAUCUCUUCAGCAAAUAAUCAGACAAGGUAUAAUCUCUUCAAAACUUGAUCUGAUAUCGGAUCUGCUUAUUGUGAUGAGACAAGUUAUUACUUGCUUGCGAUUUGGUAUUAAAAUUUGGAUUCACGGGGUAUUGUGAGUUUGGAAAGAUCUAAAGGGAUUUCUAAGGAUACUUGGUAGUAGAGGAUCUUGCGAAAUCAUUUUGGUAUCCAUCAUAGUGGCUAGUUGGAAAUUAAAGAUUGUAAUAGGAAUCUUGGUCUUUACAGUUUUGAUACGACUGAUUAUUGCUCUAGGAAUGAUUGAGGAGUAUAUAAUAGUCAUUCAGGCGAGAGGUUUAGGCAUCAAUUUCAAUCAAAAUAGUUUUAUAUUGCCUCUUUUUCAUUAUCUCUUUGAGGUUACUAAUUGGGAAGGAGGGGAGCCCCAAGGGUGCAGUUGGUAACAUGAACAUCAAAAGAAGGAAGAUCACGUUCCACAUUUUGACAACACAGCCCUCAUCAAAGGCUAUGCAAGAACGCUGAUAGGGAGAUGCAUGAACCCGAAGCAACAAGACGUUAAGGCUUUGAUCAUCAUGCUUCCUAAAAUAUGGAAAAUGGAGGAGAGGGUGGUGGGAGCGGACCUGGGACUUGGCCGUUUUCAGUUUGAUUUUGAUGAGGAGGAAGACAUCGAGACGUUCUGGACGGCUCCGUUGUUUGAGAGUAUAGGGAAUGAUCUGGGUGAAGUUAUGGAGGUCGAUUUGGAUACUGGUAGGAUAAGGGUGAGGAUUGACGGAUUUCAGAACUUAUGUUUUGAAACUACGGUGGAUCUCCGAGGUGGGGAGUUCUACGAAGGUGAAGAACUAACUGUAUCACUAAGAUAUGAGAAGCUCUUUGGGUAUUGCAGAACCUGCUUCAGCCUGUGCCACGACAUUCACAAGUGUCCAUUGGGUAAAGGAAGUGUAGAAGAAAAGAGUGAGAACCGAGAGACCCAUACAGGACGACUUGAGGAACGUAGCUCCAGCUACAAAGGCGUGGUGAUUCAUGGGAAUGUGGACACCAAAGAGAAGGAGAUGGAGAGAAGAGGGUAUCAUGGAAAGGGGAAAGAAAAGAUGUACGAGGAGCCGGAUUCAAAAUGGGUUAAGGUGGGAGACAGAGAUAACAGGAGAUCAUCUGAUGGUCGUGGCAAACACAGAGGAUCAGAGGGGGGGGUCAAGCAAAUUUGUAGCGAGAAGCUCGUUUAAGGAGGACCGCACGCGAACUUUGCACCGUGGAGUACAGAGAGAAAGGAGCCCCAGAGAACAUGUUUAUUCAAGAGGUUGUCUGCUUGAGCGCAGGCAGGAAACAAACUCAGAGGCAAGGUCUACAGGUUCUGAAGAAGGUGAGCUCCAGAUGUCACACCAUGAGCCUAUCAAUGAGCUUCCUUUGGAGAUAGGGGAAUCUACGGAGGCAACUAAAGAGGGUAAGGAAAUUGAAAAGAUAGAGAACGAUUUAGAUUUGAUGAACGAGGUCCUAGGAGAGGAGGAUGGUUUACUAGGAGAGAAUGAUUUACUAGAUGAGAAUGAGAUGGACAUUGACGAGCAGGAAGCUCGAGCCUUUUGGGAUGAUAUUACUGAAGACGUUGCAAACGCUGAGGCUGAAAAUGAAGACGUUGGGGAAGAUUUCCAAGAGCUAA